Molecule: messenger RNA, 6026 nt
Organism: Folsomia candida
Lineage: Eukaryota; Metazoa; Arthropoda; Collembola; Entomobryomorpha; Isotomidae
Product: lysine-specific demethylase 7A
Exons: 16
Coding region: 729-3494 (921 amino acids)
Biological process (GO): regulation of transcription by RNA polymerase II; protein demethylation
Molecular function (GO): transcription coregulator activity; histone demethylase activity
Source: RefSeq, a predicted model, not a curated record
CACUUUUUUAAGCUCCUGCUGCUGCUGUUUGUAUUGUUAUUAUCGUGACCUCUCUGCUGCUGCUCCUCGGGUUGGAUGGUUGUGGAUCGAAUUUCUCUUGUGCUCGUCCUUCGCAUAUUUCGAAAAUUAAAUCCAAACCACCCCCACCCACCAGCACCACCCCUUCGUUGUUGAGUUUUAUCUCUCUUUUAAUUCGAGGAAGCAUAGAGGCUUAUCCUUUUUUGUGUCUGGUUUACAUCUACAGGACAAACAAAGCAAUCUUUCUUGUUUUUAAAAUUGCAACGAAAGUUUUAAUUCAAUGUUUUUAAUUAAUUGGAGCAAUUGCAUAGUACGUCCGUGAUUAAUUAAUUAACAGUAUCAGCCCAGAGAGGAGAGGAGAAGGCGUGGUCAAGUCACAAAGUUCAGCAGCAGAUUCGCUGCAAAAACAAAGAAGAAAGUUCAUUGAUCUCUCAUUUUCACUUUGACCUGAAAAUACGGUGAAAAUUGUAGUCUCGAAGGUUCCCAAGUCAAGUUUUCUCUCAGUUGGUGGAAGGUUCUCGAGAGGUGCACACACUUUUUUGGAAAACUGCGUCGUCACUCCAAUUUUUUUUCGGAAAUUUUGAAAGACUACAUUUUAGUUGGGUUUCGAGUUCUAUCAAACUGUGGAAGAUAAGUGAUAUAGGGCUAAUAGGGAAAUUUGGUCUAAUUUGUGGGGUAGUUCAUUUUGGGAAGAGAAAAGGAUCGUGAAAAUGUUGCACGAAAUUAUUAUACCUGAAAUUUCUGAUAUAAACGAUCAAAUUAUUCAAGUACCCGCAUCGGAGGUUCCAGAGUCUGAGAUAUCGGUGGAAAUAUCAUCAGAACCGUUGUACUGCUUGUGUCAAGAACCUUGGGAUAUUCACAAUCGGAAGUUUAUGAUCCACUGUGAUCAUUGUUCGGAUUGGUUUCACGGAUUAUGCGUUGGAAUAACUGAUGAGGAAGCCAAGGACAUUGAAAAAUACCAUUGUCCAAAAUGUCACCCAGAAGUUGGACCAUCAGUUUUGGUGGACUACACAACCAAGAAAAUUAACAAGCGUGUCAAGUCAGUCCGUUGUACGCCGGAAUUUAUUGAAAAACUCCAAACCUAUAAAUUUCUAAUUCCGGAUGAGGUGGUUCUCAAAGUUCGAGGACAGGCUUUGACGUUACCAUGGCUUAUUGCUAAAGGUUUCACUCGUCCUGUUUUCGUCGAUUCGGUGGAAGCGUUGGGAAUGAAACUUCCACCAGACAGCUUUACUGUUCGAGAUGUUGAACGUUACGUUGGAUCUGACCGAAUGGUGGACGUGAUCGAUGUCGAACGACAAACUGAUAUCUUAAUGUCCAUGCAGGAAUUUGCGGAUUAUUUUAUGUCACCGAAUCGCAAUAAGCUUUUAAAUUUAAUUAGCCUCGAAUUUACGCAUACAAAUUUGAAUAAGCUGGUGGAGUCUCCAGCAAUAUCUAGGAAAUUGGAUUGGGUCACCAAUUAUUGGCCAUCUAGUCAACCGUCUGCAGACGAAGAAUCUAUAUUACGUCCCACUGUUCAGAAGUAUUGUUUAAUUAGUUCAAAAGAUUCAUACACGGAUUUCCACAUUGAUUUUGGUGGAACGUCAGUUUGGUAUCAUGUUUUGUGGGGUGAAAAAGUUUUUUAUUUUAUUGAACCUUCGGAAGCUAAUCUUAAUAUCUAUAGUCGUUGGAUGGAUGGAGAAAUGGGAGAUAACUGUUUUCUGGCAGAUGAGAUCCCAGUAUGCUUUCGUUGUGUCUUAAAGAAGGGUCAAACACUGUUGAUUCCAACGGGUUGGAUUCAUGCUGUUUAUACUCCAGAAGACUCUCUAGUAUUUGGUGGAAAUUUUCUUCAUUUCCUGAAUAUGGAUCUCCAACUGCAAGUAUACGACAUCGAAAAACGCCUUCAAACCCCAGUGAAGUACUUGUUUCCUUCAUUUGAAGCGACUCAUUGGUAUGCUGCUGAAGGAUUAAUACAAAAUCUACAAACGUUAAACGCUACUUCUUACGUCCCUGGAUAUAUGAUCAAAGGGUUGAAGGCCCUUAUACAGUCGCUUAAAGUUUGGUUUAAUGAAAAGGAGAUUGGAAAAGUGCGUCGUGAAUACAUUCCUGGCCGUGUUAAUUGUAAACGAAUUAUUCACGAUCUUUGCAAGGAAUUGCGUUCUUCCGAGAAACGUUUGUUGUGUUCUUCAUCUAAAGACAACUCGCCGCUUAAAGAGUCAGUCGUAUCCUCUACCGAAUUCCCUGUGAAAGAAAUUUUAAAACGUGAUAGCAACUCAGUUGAAAACGGAUAUACUGUUUCGGGUACUUCUCCGACAACUGGUACUUCAAAAGAUCCUUUAAAGCUUGUAUUGUCCAUAUCCUCCUCUGCUACUGUUGAAGCUACGCAGCCUAAAGCCAAGGCUCCAGGAAGAAUCACAAUGACUUUUAAAAGACAGUCAGUUAGCGGACCCAAUUCUGGGGAAGAUUCUUCCCGAGCAAGUUCGCCAAAGGACAACCACAAACAACCUCGAGUUAAAAUUCGUUUGUCAUUGAGUGAUAGGAAAUCAGAAAGCAUAGACUACGAUUCUACAACUGGUUCAGAUGUUCUGCAUAUUGCAGAGUCUGAUCAUGAUAUUACAAAAUUGGAUUCUGAUGGUAGUUCACAGGAUUUAAUAAUUGAUCUGAAUCGUCACAAGGGACACAGGAAGCACCAUCAUAAGAAAUGCAAGAAGGGCAAGACUGGAAAGUCUCGGAAUGAUCAAAAUAGAUCUAUUGAUGAAGUACUUGCUGGAACACUAGACGGAUUAGAGGAACUGUUUCAGUCUUCGAAUUAUUCUGAGCGAAUUUCCCAAUCAGAGUCUACAUCCCAAGCUAUCAAGGAUACCGUUGCCGGUAUGUCUGCCAUGAAAGAAACCAUUUUACCGUCCAGGAAAAAAUCCAAGCAUAAGAAAAGGAAACAUGGCAAAGUUACUGGAUCUGAUUCAGAUGAUAUGUUUGAGGGAAUUGAAAAAGUCCAUCAAGAUGACGAUUACAUUUACUUACCGUUAGCCGGUUCUGAUGAUGACGCACCCACAAAUCAUGGAAAAUCUAAACGAGGUAAAAGGAAGGUUGAAGACGAGUCGUGGUCACCGCGAGCUAAAGUUGGUCCAGUGGGUCACCGGGAGACAAAGUCAUCAAGAGUCAACGCUAAACGGGAAGCUGUAGAAAAGGGUCUUGAGAAAGCUUCCGCUGCUUUGGAGAGCGCCAAGCGUAAGAAAAAGCAUGAGCCCAUCCCAAUUCUAAAAGUGAAAAAGCAAAAAUUAACUCCUUCUCCGGAAAAACCAAAAUUACCAUCGACCUCCUCAUCCAUGGAUAUUGCUACGAAGACGUCGAUACUGGCCAAGAAAUUUGCUGAUAUUAGCACUCCGAGCCAAGCUUCAACAACAGCAAGGAAACCGAAGAAAGGGAUGGCCACAGUAAAGCAGCGCCUGGGAAAAAUUCUAAAACUUAACAAGCAUUAUCCGGCGUUAUAUGUUUGGUGAACAGCAUUAAUCUCACUUUUUUGUUCUUUCGAUAAUGCAACCUUUUUUCCUAUUAAUUUCUUUUAAAUACUUGUUUUUAUAUACUUUCUGCUUUGAGCUGUUUCAGUUUGAAACUUUGAAAUCAUGUUGUAUCCGUUUUGUUAUUUAGAAUCUAUUUUCAAAUAUUGUCAAAAUUGUUCCUCAUUUCGUAUGUAUGUUGUUGUUGUUUGUUAUACAACUUAGAAGAGUAUCAGUAUUAAAAUUUCUCGUGGUUAGUGGGUAUGGGUAUUUCGGAAACAGGGUGUAGUGUAAUGAAUUUAGGUUUACAAGAACUUCACAAACACGUUUUUACAAUUUAUGUAUAAGAAGUUCUAUAAGGGCAAAAUAUCUAUGGUUGUGACAAUACUUUAGUAUUAUUUUGGCCUUCGAGUAGCAUUUAUCUAAACAUUCUGAAAAUACAUUUGUAGGCUCUGAUUAAUUGUUAAGGUUUGUUCGCCGUAAUUUUGCCUCCAAGUCAAAGUGAUGUCCAGUUAAGUUUGAGUAUGGUGUAAAUCGAAACACAGAACUCGAGAAUGUGAGAUUAUUACAGUUUUAUCAACGAUAUUAUUAAUCUGGUAAAUGUUUAGUAUAAUAUCCCUAAUUUCAUGAAAAUUAGCAACAGCACGAGUCGUUUAACCGUAGGGGGUGAAAAUUAGGGAAUUAGAUAAAAGGGGUUGAUAAUUUCUGAAAGAUACUGUAGUAUUUCCAGUUGCAAUUUAAGAAAAAUAUGUAGGUCGUCACAAAAUUUCAUGUAAUAAGUAAGCAGAUUUUACCCUCCCGAAAUACUGACAAUGGGCGUCUUGAUUCCCUGUUUUUUAUAUUUUUAGUGACAUGGGGUUAAUUCUUCCAAGGAAUUGGAUGUGCUAUAUUAUUAAAUAUACUAUAUUUCAAUUCUAAGGGAUUUUAGACCUUGUACAGGAUUAGGUAAGAUUAAAGGAACGUAGUUUUGGUGCCGAUUUAUUGCAUACAAAAACGUGAGCCAUCUAAAUUGUUUCGAAAUUUUGGGAAAAUGAGUCCUAAAAUGGACCCCCAAAUACCAAAUUGUUCCAUGCUCCAAAGUAGUUUGUGGAGCUGGAAUGACUCAACACCUAUUGUAAACCAAGGACCAAGUCGUACAUAAGUGAAAUUGUACCAUACAAUUCUUUCAUCCAGAUAUGCAAAGGGAAAAGAGUUGAACAGUUUGCUACAUUUUGUCCAAGGACAAAUGAAGAAGUUUCAAAGUCUAUAUGGAAAGAAAAUUAUAGAAAUGCAUGCAAAUGUAAGAACAAUUUUGUUCCAUUCGGCGAUAACAUUAAGAUUCCGCCUAUAAUCUUGCUAAUCCUCGGCAUUGAGAGGGCAACAAUACAGUCAGGCAAUGAAGUACAUUUUCGACCUCUGUUGAUUUCAAUGUAAAAAAAUUGUCACUUUAUAUUGUCUAUGAACUACAUACAUGCAUACGUUUCCUUAUUAUUAACCCAAGUAUUUUUGUAAUUGACAAUCAUUAGAGUCAGUCAACAGUUUAGUCGGGUAUACUAAUUCCAUGUGCAUUUGUCGCACAUGACCUCUAACUAACCCUUUCCUAACAGUUGACAUUAGUUAAUUUCAAAACCACUUCUUGUAAGUAUUUAAUAGUGCUUGCUCUUUAUAGUUUGCUGCUUUAAUUAAGAGUUUUUAUAGAUUUUUAUUCUUCUAUUUACAGUUAGCGUGGUUGCAGAAGUUUAAAGUAUACAUAAAUAUGUCAUAUAUAUACCAUAUACUAUAUAUGUAGCAAGUGGUCGACACAGGAGAGAAUUAGAAAUACUUUAUCGUAUCAACAAUGUAACUUCUGCGGCACGGGAGUUGUAAGAGGCUAUAGUACAAUUAGUUUUAGCAGGAACUCAUCCUCAGUUCAAUGGUUAAUGAUUCUGGCAAUUCUUUCAAAUCGUAUGGUCAUAUAUGAGAACAUUACGUGAAGGUAGAAGUAUUUUAUAUUCUUAAAAUAAGAGAACUACGAAUAUUACUAAUAUUACUGUUAUUAGUACACUAACUUGAAUGUUGUACAGCACUUGUAUACCACCAAACUUGAUACACUCCAUGAUGUCAAGCGUGUUCAUUUAAAUAUUUUGUAACAUUACAGGUAAGUCGAUUUUACUAUGUAUGUUCGGUUAACGAAAUGUAUAUACAUAUUCCUCUUUACUGGCAUGUGGAUACAACAUUUUAUUAUUACUGUCAUUUAAAACAUAUUUAUGAAUUGGUUGUGUUCUUAUUUUUUGUGAUUUGUCAAAAAAUGAUACAAUUGGUUAUGACGGACUUGUUCAAAAUUUUACUAAACUAACAUGUUUAGUUAUACAAUUAUGAUUCAUACAAGUAUGUAGAGAUCAAUAUAAAUUACGCAAUGAGAUAAAAUACUCUGUGUAGAAAGAUGCAGCUGCAUAGUAAUGUAAUUCAUGUAACAGGAAUCAUUUGUCACAAACUGAUUUAAACAAAAUUUGUUUUAAAAUUAUAACACAUGUAAUAAAGAUGAUGAAUUACGAUGAUGAAAUCAGACAAAACAAA